AUGUUUUCCUCAAGUCCCUAUUAUGCCCCUGGGGCGCCACAACAGCCUAUGGGCAUGGUGCAUCCUGGUAUGGGGAUGAUGGUUCCCGCACCGCCAACGACGACGAUCCUUCCGCCUACCCCACCUACGCCACCUAAAGAAGGACCCAAGAAACGUAAACGAGGGGCAAUCGAAAAACGCCGGCGUGACAGAAUCAACAAUUGUCUCAACGAACUCCGACGCCUAGUGCCGGCCGCUUUUGAGAAGCAGGCGUCGGCCAAGCUGGAGAAAGCUGAGAUACUCCAGAUGACCGUGGAACACCUUCGUGGCUUAGAAGCUAAAGGUCUCGGAGCUCUCGCCAACGAUCCUCAGAAGUUCGCUAUGGAAUAUCACAGAGUGGGCUUCAGGGAGUGCGCCGCCGAAGUGGCACGCUACCUGGUAGCCGUCGAGGGGAUGGACCUCCAGGACCCUCUGCGUCUAAGACUGCUUUCUCACCUGCAAUGCUACUCCAACCAACGAGAGACGGCACCGUUGCCGGCCGUGGUCCCGUCUGCGAUGAAAUCUCCGUCCAGUCCGAACUCUUGGAAUCCCCCGGAGUCGCCAAGUCUUCCCCCUCAUCCUCCGACCUGCGUGCAAAACGAUCCAAUGGGCGGCUACUCGCCGUACGGAACGACUACUCAGACACGUUUUCUCACGUCGUCUCCGCCGCCGCAGAUGAAUUCGCACAUGCACUCAUCGUAUUUUAUGCCGCCCUGUUCGGUAUCGUCCGACGUGAAACCGUACAGACCGUGGGGAAGUGAAGUCGCCUACUAG
Messenger RNA from Galendromus occidentalis (western predatory mite), 792 nucleotides. Its product is annotated as hairy/enhancer-of-split related with YRPW motif protein-like. Gene Ontology annotation, biological process: regulation of DNA-templated transcription. The coding region runs from base 1 to 792 and encodes 263 amino acids. The transcript is spliced from 2 exons. The record is from RefSeq and is a predicted model, not a curated record. Lineage: Eukaryota; Metazoa; Arthropoda; Arachnida; Mesostigmata; Phytoseiidae. Gene Ontology annotation, molecular function: DNA binding; protein dimerization activity.